Messenger RNA from Plasmopara halstedii, 348 nucleotides. RefSeq names its product Target SNARE coiled-coil domain. The record is from RefSeq and is a predicted model, not a curated record. The coding region runs from base 1 to 348 and encodes 115 amino acids. The transcript has 3 exons. Lineage: Eukaryota; Oomycota; Peronosporomycetes; Peronosporales; Peronosporaceae.
AUGCCACAAAACGGAGAGAAUUAUCGCAAUAUGGAUGCUCAACAGCAGUUCGAUCAACGCCGUGCUGACGAUUUAGCGCGACAGGAUGCGCUGUUGGAUCAGAUUCAUGGCGGUGUUGUGGGUCUUAAGAAUCAUGCGCAUGCUAUUAAUGGUGAAGUGAUUGAACAGAAUAUCAUGAUUGACGACAUUGGCACUCGCAUGGAUACAGCUACACAAGACAUUUCAAGAGAAGAACAAGUAGCACGUGCGGUAAAUGCUCGCAAAAAGAAGGUGUGCAAGUUAUAUGGCGUAAUUGCUGUGCUUGUGGGGAUUUUGGUCAUUGUAUUCGUCAUUCCAUCGUCAAACUAA